Molecule: messenger RNA, 963 nt
Organism: Jaculus jaculus (lesser Egyptian jerboa)
Lineage: Eukaryota; Metazoa; Chordata; Mammalia; Rodentia; Dipodidae
Gene: Upp2
Product: uridine phosphorylase 2
Exons: 7
Coding region: 1-963 (320 amino acids)
Biological process (GO): uridine catabolic process; nucleotide catabolic process
Cellular component (GO): cytosol; cytoplasm
Molecular function (GO): uridine phosphorylase activity
Source: RefSeq, a predicted model, not a curated record
AUGGCUUCAAUUUUACCUGCUUCUAGUAGAUCCAUGAGACGUGACAAGAAUGCAUAUAAUGGCAAAAGGUUUGUGCAUGUGAAGAAUCCUUACCUGGAUGCUAUGGAGGAAGACAUUCUCUACCACUUGGAUUUAGGAACAAAAACACACAACCUACCAGCUAUGUUUGGGGACGUAAAGUUUGUCUGUGUCGGUGGGAGCGCCAAAAGAAUGAAAGCAUUUGCUCUGUUUAUGCACAAGGAGCUCGGUUUGGAGGGAGGUGGAGAAGACAUUGAAGACAUCUGUGCAGGCACAGACAGAUACUGCAUGUUCAAAACGGGGCCUGUGCUGUCUAUCAGUCACGGCAUGGGCAUCCCCUCCAUUUCUAUAAUGCUGCAUGAACUCAUCAAGUUACUGCACCACGCACGCUGCUGUGACGUCACUAUCAUCAGAAUUGGCACAUCAGGGGGAAUCGGGAUUGCCCCCGGGUCAGUUGUAAUAACAGACACAGCAGUAGACUCCUUCUUCAAGCCCCAGUUUGAGCAGGUCAUCUUGGACAAUGUCGUCACCCGAAACACUGAACUUGACAAAGAACUGACUGAAGAACUAUUCACCUGCAGCAAAGAAAUUCCCAACUUCCCUACCCUCAUUGGUCACACAAUGUGCACCUAUGAUUUUUAUGAAGGCCAAGGCCGACUAGAUGGAGCAUUGUGUACAUUUUCUAGAGAAAAAAAACUAGAUUACUUGAAGAGAGCUUAUAAAGCUGGGGUCAGGAAUAUUGAGAUGGAAUCUACAGUGUUUGCAGCCAUGUGUGGACUCUGUGGUCUCAAAGCUGCUGUGGUUUGUGUGACACUUCUUGACAGACUUGACUCUGACCAGAUCAACUUGUCCCACGACGUUCUGGUGGAGUACCAGCAGCGACCCCAGCUCCUGAUUGCAAAGUUCAUCAGAAAGCAGCUUGGUCUUCGUGACCAGAUGUCAUAA